AUAUUCGGCUUUUAAUCCGACCAGUUUAUAUUUUCAACACUCGUUUAAAUUAGAAAUCAAACAUUUUAAGUGGUAAGUCGAUGACUCAUUGUUUACUUAAAAAGUCUUAAAUCUUCAAUUUUAGAUAAUUCAGCACUGAUUACGUUUAAUAUGAAUUCAUUACUCUUUUAGACCUAGCCUGACAUUGAAAGUACAGUUGCUUGAUUUAGUUACGUAUCGCUUCUGUAAAAUGGCGGAAAAGUUCUUAGAAGCUAAAGUCGUAUUAUUAGGAACACAAGGUAUGUUAAGGAUUCAUUUAGAUAAUCCCAAUGACAAAUUAAAAUUGAAAAAUUGUAAUAUACGUCUACAAGUCUGGGAUACCGCUGGACAAGAAAGAUUCAGAUCAAUGGCACCGUUAUAUUAUAGAAAUGCUAAUGCUGCUAUCUUGGUUUUUGAUAUAACAAACCGUUAUACUUUUGACGAUGUUCAUGUAUGGGUUGAAGAGGUGAGAAAAAAUGCUACUGGUCAUUUAGACUUAAUUCUCAUUGGUAAUAAAUCGGAUCUCGAAGAGGAUCGACAAGUAAAUGAAAAAGAAGCAGAAACAUACGCAAAUACAAUUGGUGCCAAAUAUUUAUCAACAUCCGCCUUAACAAAUGAGGGAAUUUCUCAAAUUUUUACCGAUAUUGGUUUUUGCUUACUUGAAACAAAGCAAUCAAAAGAUUCAAAAAACACCGAAAAUGGUAAUACUAAGGAACCUCUAAAUCUUAAUAAUGGAACAUAUGGUUCAGAGGAAAAAACUGAAAAAUCUUCUUGCUGCAAGUGA
Messenger RNA from Dimorphilus gyrociliatus, 802 nucleotides. NCBI's taxonomy places the organism in Eukaryota, Metazoa, Annelida, Polychaeta, Dinophilidae. The record is from the annotation of a GenBank genome assembly.